This is a messenger RNA of Lindgomyces ingoldianus, 1417 nucleotides long. RefSeq lists its product as uncharacterized. The coding region runs from base 8 to 1417 and encodes 469 amino acids. NCBI's taxonomy places the organism in Eukaryota, Fungi, Ascomycota, Dothideomycetes, Pleosporales, Lindgomycetaceae. The record is from RefSeq and is a predicted model, not a curated record. Gene Ontology annotation, molecular function: ubiquitin conjugating enzyme binding; ubiquitin protein ligase activity; zinc ion binding. Gene Ontology annotation, biological process: positive regulation of proteasomal ubiquitin-dependent protein catabolic process; protein polyubiquitination; ubiquitin-dependent protein catabolic process. The transcript has 2 exons. Gene Ontology annotation, cellular component: cytoplasm; ubiquitin ligase complex.
CACUACCAUGAGUGCCGCUGUCAUUUCCAUUCAGCCCUCUCAUCCAACUUACCUAGAUGAUGAGAUUACCGCCCUCGCCCUCCAAUUAGAGGAGAUCAACUACCACGGGGAAACUCGGAAGGGAAAGUACCCUGCCGAAAGUCCCCCAGACCUUGCAGUAGCAUAUGUCGACUAUCAGGCUGAGAUUACAGCCCACCUGGCAUUCCUUCGAGACGUGAAGCUUGCCCACAGUGUCGCACAUGCUGUGGAUGCUGACGCAGAAGCCAUCGCCGAAUUUGCUCAAGAGGAGAGCCGUGCCCAGGAAGAUCGGCGCAUCGCCGUCCAAAUCAGUACCGAUAAUCCCGAACUUGAAGCCCCGCCACCAGACACAGAAGAAGGCCGAAACGAAUUCAUCGACGACGAGAUCAUCCGCCGCUUUGUCACACAUUUUGCAAGCGAGGAAGCUCACUUCGACGAGGAAGAAAAUGGGGCCGGGCCAUCAGUCCCUUAUGCUCAGCGCCAGGCAGACGCAUUCGGGAGGCUCUCCCGAGAACAAUUCGAAUGUUGUUCUUGCAGGGACAGCUUCCGCUGGGCAUCCAUUACGCGCCUGAGCUGUGGAGACGACUACUGUAACCGGUGUUUAAAACGCAUCAUUCUACGAGCCGUCUCUGACAAUGAUCUUGCUUGUCUACCUCCACGAUGCCAUGGAAACCCCAUCCCACCCGCACUCAUUGAGGCACAUUUGAGUGAAGAGGAAUUAGACGACUUCCGCAAUGCAGAAAUUGAGAAAAUGACAAGGGAUAAGACAUUCUGCAGUAAUUCCGAAUGUGGACGAUUUAUAGCAUCAAGCCAUAUCCGGGCCGGUGAAGCGGUUUGUCCGCGUUGCAAUGCGCUCACAUGCACAUUGUGCAAGAACCCGUUCCAUGGAGGCGACUGCCCUGCUGAUCCACAGCUUCAAGUUACUUUGGAACUUGGCGUUGAACAACACUGGCAAAGGUGCUUCUCCUGCCGGGCCCUUGUUGAGAUCGAUACGGGAUGUAACCAUAUGAGGCGAGUUGAGGCCCUAGUCCUGUGCCGAUGUGGUGCAGAAUUCUGCUACCUCUGUGGCGUGGAAUGGCACCGCUGCGAGUGUGCUUUCUGGACCGAAGUAAACCUCGUUCGCCGGGCGGAGGAGAGGGUGGACCGAGUUGCACCGCUAAAUAUUCUGCCUGCAGAACGUCAGCGCCGCAUCCAAGAAAUGCAAGAUAAUAUGCAUGCUAAUCAAGGAGAGCAUGAAGACUGCAAUCACCAUGGCCGGAAGAAGUUCCAACAGAUCUACGGAGGAAGAGGUGGUAGCUUUCUCUGCGAAAUCUGCUACACAAGGCAUCGGAAGUUUAUUCUCGAGUGCAAGCGUUGCCAGUUGCAGGUGUGUAUGGAUUGCCGACGUACUCGGAUUUAA